AUGGCGCUGUCGGCCCGCCGCGCCUCGCCAGCCAAUGAGGCGGCGCGCCCAAAAGAGCGAGGGUGUUCCUUCUGGCGGGGGCGGGGCCUGCGGGAGGGGCGGGUCCAGCGGAGGGAUCCGGGGAUCUGCGGAGACAGGAGCCUCGCGCCGCCACCCGAGCGCCAUGAGUUCAAGGAGGCAUUCUCGCUCUUCGACAAGGAUGGGGAUGGCACCAUCACCACCAAGGAGCUGGGCACUGUCAUGCGCUCGCUGGGCCAGAACCCCACUGAGGCCGAGCUCCAGGACAUGAUCAAUGAGGUGGACGCUGAUGGCAACGGCACCAUCGACUUCCCUGAGUUCCUCACCAUGAUGGCGAGGAAGAUGAAGGAUACGGACAGCGAGGAGGAGAUCCGUGAGGCUUUCCGCGUCUUUGACAAGGAUGGGAAUGGGUACAUCAGCGCCGCAGAGCUGCGGCACGUGAUGACCAACCUGGGGGAGAAGCUGACGGACGAGGAGGUGGACGAGAUGAUCCGAGAGGCUGACAUCGACGGCGAUGGGCAAGUCAACUACGAGGAGUUUGUGCAGAUGAUGACGGCAAAGUGAGGGGACACGAGGCCACCAGGAACCACCUACCCCCCCGCCGGCUGCCACUGCCUGUCCCUGCCACCAAGAGGUCCCCAGACCUCCCCCCCGCACCACAGACCCACCAGUCGGGGGCACCCGUGGGGCUCUGGGGAAAGGGAACCCCACCAGGAUAGAGGGUCCCCAAAUCCUCCAUAGGGGCUUUGGAGGGGGUAGGGGGGGGUCCAUUUCCGCAGCGUGGCGGGACCUGGGGCAGGUCCAGGGUCCCCCUCCCCGGGACACAGCAGGGCCUCCCCUUGCCCCAGGAGAGCGUUUGGGGGCAUUUCAGUGGGAUUUGGGGUCUCAGGAGGGUUGGGGAUCCUUGGUGUGGCGGAAUGGGCCCAGGCCCUGGUUUGGGGGCGUUUUGUGUGUGUGGGGAUUUUGGGCCCUUUUGUGGGGGGAGGGAGUGGCACGCCAAGCUCCGGUUUUGGGGGAUUUGGGGUCUUGGGGUGGGGGGGUGGGACCAGGCCUUGUGUUUGUGGCGUUGCGGGGGAGGUUCUGGGACCAGGCCCUGUUUUUUUUGGCUAUUCUAGGGGGGAGGUGGGGUGCUGGGAGCCCCCUCACCCCCAUCUGGGUGCUGACGUGGGCAGCCGAAGCUGUGAAAUAAACCCCUGGUUUUGCA
Molecule: messenger RNA, 1222 nt
Organism: Chroicocephalus ridibundus (black-headed gull)
Lineage: Eukaryota; Metazoa; Chordata; Aves; Charadriiformes; Laridae
Gene: CALM3
Product: calmodulin 3
Exons: 5
Coding region: 1-582 (193 amino acids)
Molecular function (GO): calcium ion binding; enzyme regulator activity
Source: RefSeq, a predicted model, not a curated record